CAGGGCGGGGGCUGGGCAGGAGGCAGGCGAAGAAGCCAGGGCAGGGUGGGCUUGGGGCAGCUGGUGCCCUCCCUCUGUGUCCCUGCAGUUCGUAGCUCCUUCCGUUGGUCCUUGGAAGCACCCCCAGCCUGUCCUGUCUCCCCAGACCCCCGGCCCUCAGGCCAAGCCAGUCCCAGCUCCUCGUCCCCUCAGCCCCGCACACCUGAGCCCCCUCCAGGCCGGAGGCAGGUUGCUGGGCCGGCCUGGUCCAUCCCCUGCAAACCCUGUCCCACCAGCCAGGUGGCCUCCAGCGCUGCCAAUCCCUUUGCCCGGCCCCUCCCCGCCCCUUCCCCCGCCUCUCGCCCAGCCCCCUCCUCCUCAGGUGAGGCAGCCAGGCCUAGCAGGCCCCGCGCCACCGCCGCCGCUGCCUCUGGGGCCGCCGCUGCUGAGGGGCCACCAUGCUCCUGCCCAGGCCUGGAGACUGACCCUAAACCGGCACCAUCUCUCAGCUCCGCCCCCACCUGCCGGACCCCAGGGUCCCGCCCCGGCCCAGGAGGUCAGCCGGGGAAUCAUUAACUAGAGGCUGUGACAUGGCGGAGAAGGAGGGUGGCCGGACUGUGCCAUGCUGCUCUGGACCCAAGGUGGCAGCUCUCACUGUGGGGACCGUGCUGCUCCUGACAGGCAUCGGGGCAGCGUCCUGGGCCAUUGUGACCGUUCUACUCAGGAGUGAUCAAGAGCCGCUGUAUCCAGUGCAGGCCGGCCCGGCCGACGCUCGGCUCACGGUGUUUGACCAGACGGAGGGCACGUGGCGCCUGCUGUGCUCCUCGCGCUCCAACGCCAGGGUGGCGGGGCUCAGCUGCGAGGAGAUGGGCUUCCUCAGGGCGCUGGCCCACUCGGAGCUGGAUGUGCGGACGGCGGGCGCCAACGGCACGUCGGGCUUCUUCUGCGUGGACGAGGGGAGGCUGCCGCAUGCCCGGAGGCUGCUCGAGGUCCUUUCCGUGUGCGACUGUCCCAGGGGUCGUUUCCUAGCUACCAUCUGCCAAGACUGUGGCCAUAGGAAGCUGCCCGUCGAUCGCAUCGUGGGUGGCCAGGACACCAGCUUGGGCAGGUGGCCGUGGCAAGUCAGUCUUCGCUACGAUGGAGCACACCUCUGUGGGGGGUCCCUGCUCUCCAGAGACUGGGUGCUGACAGCCGCCCACUGCUUCCCUGAGCGGAACCGGGUCCUGUCCCGAUGGCGAGUGUUUGCCGGUGCCGUGGCCCAGACCUCACCCCAUGGCGUGCAGCUGGGGGUGCAGGCAGUAAUCUACCACGGGGGCUAUCUCCCCUUUCGAGACCCCAACAGCGAGGAGAACAGCAAUGACAUUGCCCUGGUCCACCUGUCCAGCUCCCUGCCCCUCACAGAGUACAUCCAGCCCGUGUGCCUCCCGGCUGCCGGGCAGGCCCUAGUGGACGGCAAGAUCUGCACCGUGACUGGCUGGGGCAACACGCAGUACUACGGCCAACAGGCGGGGGUACUCCAGGAGGCCCGAGUCCCCAUAAUCAGCAGUGAUGUCUGCAACGGCCCCGACUUCUACGGGAACCAGAUCAAACCCAAGAUGUUCUGUGCCGGCUAUCCUGAGGGUGGCAUUGAUGCCUGUCAGGGCGACAGCGGUGGCCCCUUCGUGUGUGAGGACAGCAUCUCUCGGACGCCACGUUGGCGGCUGUGUGGCAUCGUGAGCUGGGGCACCGGCUGUGCCCUGGCCCAGAAGCCAGGCGUCUACACCAAAGUCAGUGACUUCCGGGAGUGGAUCUUCCAGGCCAUAAAGGUGAAAUUUGGGCCCAGAUGGGAGCCAGAGGGUGGAAGGGUUUGGGACUCUGAGGGGGAAAGGGAGCCAGGGUUUUCCAGAAACCAGCGCUCAGGCUUAGAAGAGGGUGCCCUAGGGAACGGAUAGCCUUCAAAGGGCUCCUGGGGAGGGGAGUUCAGCUGUGGGACUUUGGGGGAAGCCUCUCAGACCUUGGAAGCCCCUAGUUGUCUUUCCCCAGACUCACUCCGAAGCCAGCGGCAUGGUGACCCAGCUCUGACCUGUGGCUUCUCCUCGCUGUGCGCGCCUGCAGGGCCCAAGCUGCUCUAGGUGGCUCCAGCCCACAUGAUGGGGUUCACCCUGGGAUGGAACAUUUUUCUUCUUGGGCCCAGCCCACAGGUCCAAGGAUACCCUCCCUCCAAGGUCCUCCACAGUGGCGGGCCCACUCAGCCCUGGGACCACCCGAGCCUCACCCUUCUGACCCCCAUGUAAAUAUUGUUCUGCCGUCUGGGGAGUCCCAUCUAGUGCCCCUGAUGACAGGAUGCUCUUUAAAUAAUAAAGAUGGUUUUGAUUAA
Molecule: messenger RNA, 2335 nt
Organism: Lagenorhynchus albirostris (white-beaked dolphin)
Lineage: Eukaryota; Metazoa; Chordata; Mammalia; Artiodactyla; Delphinidae
Gene: HPN
Product: hepsin
Exons: 12
Coding region: 570-1910 (446 amino acids)
Biological process (GO): regulation of cell shape; negative regulation of epithelial to mesenchymal transition; proteolysis
Cellular component (GO): membrane
Molecular function (GO): serine-type exopeptidase activity; serine-type endopeptidase activity
Source: RefSeq, a predicted model, not a curated record